CAACAGUGUGCGUGAAAGAUAGAACAGUGAGCGGCGGCAGAAGUCGAAUCUGAGGGAGCAAUUGAUGGCUUCAGAUCGAAUCCCAAUUGCACCAUGCCAAAAGGCCGGAGGUUCCGGAAAGACAAGGCUCGAGAGGGCCGAGCGGGCAAAGGAAAAGGUUGACGAAGCGCCAUGACUCCGUAUGACCAGGGUACGACAAUCUUUUCUGUUCUGGUACCUCGCAAGGUCCAUGUUGACACAUUCUCUUCGGUCAUGGUCGUGCAUCAGACGCCUGCAGGACCCCUGGAACAUUAUUCGCUCUUUCAUGCAUGUCCAGCUCCCAGUUCAGACUCUGCAGAAUUUCCCUUCAGGCCAGACGGCAAGGACGGCCGUCUUAGACUAUGCUGAAAACUGCUCGGUAAGAACCAAAAUUGGACGACAACUCAUGGCAGCAUACAAUACGAUGAUUCGAUAGGGUCAUUCUCCAUGUUUUAGACCAUUGCCCCUCACAUCACCUCGAGUGAAAAGAUGCAUUGAUCGGCAUAUGUUGCAGCCGAUGCACUGCGUCGACCCAAAGUCCCAAAGUCGCAGCUCGCGAGAUCGAGUCAGCGAAGUCAAAGAGGACAUGAUUUUCAACCCCGCAGAUAUGGCACUUCCGAGAAGAUGGCAGCCGAGCGAUCAUGAUCCUCAGACCAACUGCCGCACUGGAAGCUGGAACCUGUGCAGACUUCCCAGACACUAAGGCGGAUCCUACAGCCCAAUGUCAUGUCUGCGUCUCAUUGGCCGAGAUCCCAGACUCUCUCAAGCUUCAUCUCGAGCUUGGGGGCUUCACUCGAAAGGGAGAGGGGCGUCGAUGAUGCGGACUUAAUCUGGCACCCACAAGCGGUUACUAACACCCCGGGAACCCUGUCGUCCGUCCUCGUCAAAGCCUGCAUUUCGAUUCCGCUUCCUAAGGCUUGCGGCCAGAAGUCUUCCCUCUCAUCCAAUGGUUUGUAUGCCCGGUCGUUCGGCUGAGCGGGUUAGGGGACUCCUCUCCACCGAGAGGAGAAACAUCAGUUGAUCUGCCCUUGGUCUGUGACGCGACUAUCAAACACAGACCGUAUAUUAUUUACCAACCAGGUUUCCCAGGACAAGUCCCUGUUUGUCCUUGUGCUUGUGUCUCGUUCUUGUCUCUUGCUGCCGGUCCCUACUCACCUGUACCUCACCUUGAACUCAAAGUCCCACUGAAUUGUUUCCUGUCUUGGUACCAAUACCUCACGUCUGCCUCGCGAUACAUUUCUCUCUUCUAAUACCAGCAAAAUGGCCGCUCCCAACCAUAUGCCAGAUGUCGAAAAGGACCAUGCCGGCAGCGGCUCCGUCAAUGGCGGAUACGACCUUCACCACGAUCAUCACGACCCCGAUACGGCUCUGAAAAGACUGCGAACAGCUGGCAGCAUUUCCAUCACUCCAGAGCUCUUCGAGAAGAUCUACCUGUCGCCCAAAAAUCGAGUCUCGAAUAAUAUUCGAUCGACUUUCGGCAACCCUACGCCACUGGCACUCUGUGGCUUCUUACUCUCCUUGACCCCUCUUUCAAAUAUUCUCUUGGGAUGGCGAGGCGCUGGCGGACUCGGCGCUGCUGAGGUCGGUGUCUACUACUUUUUCGGCGGUCUCCUCAUGGUAUUGGGCAGCCUUCUCGAAUUCAUCCUAGGCAACACCUUUCCAUUCGUCGUGUUUGGCUCAUUCGGUGCCUUCUGGCUGUCUUUCGGGGCUACUUUGACACCAUAUUUCAACGCCUCCAUCGCCUACGACCCAACACACCCCGCGCAGUCCUCCACGAACCCUACCUUUGCCUCUACCUUCGCCUACUUCCAUGUCUACAUGGGUGUUUUGUGCUUCGUGUACAUGGUUUGUGCGAUUCGGACCAACAUCGUCUUCGUGCUCAUCUUCGCCACACUCGUGGCCGCGUUCGGGUGCCUCGCCGCAUUUUUCUUCCAGAUCGGCGCGGGCGUGGCGAACAUGGGCCUCCAACAUGCAGCGGGCGGUAUCACUUUCGUCACUUGUCUGCUGGGCUGGUACCUGUUCUUGGUACAAUUGCUUGCCUCCGUGGACUUCCCGCUCAACCUUCCAGUCGGAGACUUGAGUCGAUUCAUCCCGGGCGCUAGCGACAGAGCGAAGACGGAAUGAGCGCUGUCUCGGUCCGUGGGGAUGUACAGCUACGAACCGAGGUAGUAGGACUGCUGGGGGAUGGUGUGAGACGACAGCGAGAGAUGAGAUGGGCUCUGCGGAAACGAGGUUGGUUUGAGAUGAGCGAUACAGGAAGAAAAAGAAAACGUCCGUGACGUGCAGGAAGGACAGUGUAAUGCCCCUGCAUUUGCAAGCACGGUGUGGUGAUGGUGAUCAGAAAGCAAUUGGGCGGACAGUACAGCAACUGCGUUGGAUAAUCCUGCUUGGUUCGAGCUACUCAGCUUGUUGGCGGCAAUAGCGCCCGCACAGAAAUGUAUGCCUUUUAAUCAGACGCCAUGUCACGUUGA
Exophiala xenobiotica is the source of this 2489-nucleotide messenger RNA. RefSeq lists its product as uncharacterized. Bases 1279 to 2142 code for a protein of 287 amino acids. The transcript is spliced from 5 exons. The record is from RefSeq and is a predicted model, not a curated record. Gene Ontology annotation, molecular function: acetate transmembrane transporter activity. NCBI's taxonomy places the organism in Eukaryota, Fungi, Ascomycota, Eurotiomycetes, Chaetothyriales, Herpotrichiellaceae. Gene Ontology annotation, cellular component: plasma membrane.